GACUAUAGUUGUGUUAUUGUGAUAUUCAAUUUAUAGAAUUGACUAUGUUCUGUUUUUGCUUCAGGUAAACCAAGGUUUUGCUCAUGGCUCGUACUAAGCAGACUGCUCGUAAGUCCACUGGAGGAAAGGCUCCUAGGAAGCAGCUAGCCACCAAGGCUGCCCGUAAGUCUGCUCCCACAACUGGAGGAGUGAAGAAGCCUCACCGUUACCGCCCUGGAACUGUUGCUCUUCGUGAGAUCCGCAAGUACCAGAAGAGCACGGAGCUGCUCAUCAGGAAGCUUCCAUUCCAGAGGCUUGUUAGGGAGAUUGCCCAGGACUUCAAGACUGACCUCCGCUUCCAGAGCCAUGCGGUGCUGGCCCUUCAGGAGGCUGCAGAGGCCUACCUGGUGGGUCUCUUCGAGGAUCCGUGGCGAGAGGGCUUAAGUGAUGCGAAACAUCGCCUCUGCUUCAACUGA
Triticum urartu is the source of this 455-nucleotide messenger RNA. Its product is annotated as histone H3.3-like. Gene Ontology annotation, molecular function: DNA binding; structural constituent of chromatin; protein heterodimerization activity. Lineage: Eukaryota; Viridiplantae; Streptophyta; Magnoliopsida; Poales; Poaceae. Gene Ontology annotation, cellular component: nucleosome. The record is from RefSeq and is a predicted model, not a curated record.